AUGUCUGGCGAUGACAGGAUGUUACGGACACUGGGAGGAAAUCUCACGGAGUUUACUGAAAACCUAGAUGCCCUCCAGAGUUACCUGGCUCUCCCUUAUCAGGAGAUGAAUGCACCAUCGUUUUGUGUGGAGAGAGGAGCAGAUGGGAAGAUGCUUCUCCAUUACUACUCUGAUAGAAGAGGUCUGUGCCACACUGUACCAGGUAUCACUGAGGCUGUGGCCAAAGACUUCUUUGACAUUGACGUAACCAUGGAUAUCCUUGACAUGAAUCAAGAGGAGGAGAGGACAGGGAAGAAGGAGCAUGUUGUGUUUCUGAUCAUGCAGAAGUUGCACAGACAGAUGAGAAGGGCAAAGCCAAAGGGUUCACAAGACACUUAGGACAGCCAGAGAGAUCAAGAGGCCCUGGAGGCAGCUUUCCUUAGGAUGAAAGAGACAUAUUUGAGUGUCUGUCCCGUGAAAAAGUCCAGCUGGGAAGUUGUGAGAAGCAUAGUCAUGUUUGGAAAAGGGCAUCUCAGGGACACCUUUGAACCAAUUUAUCCCGAGUGGCUCUGGAUUGAAGAGAAGACAUUCUGCGAUGCUUUUCCCUUCCAUGUGGUAUUUGAUGAAUCACUGCAGGUCAAACAAGCUGGAGUGAUCAUUCAGAAGUACGUCCCAGGACUCCAAGCCCAGAAGAUGUGAUUAGAUGAGUAUUUCUCCAUCGUCCAUCCCCAGGUUACCUUCAACCUUUUCAGCAUCUGCAAAUUUAUCAAAUUUGUCCUGAAGGCACAAAAGGAGAUGAUGCCUGCAGCAUGGAGAAGUCAGCCUGCACUCGUGGAAACAAUAGCAGAUGCUUAUAUGGUCGUAGGCGGUGUACCAGUGCCUAUUGGAAGCCACGCUCAAAGAAUAGCUAACUUUGCCUUGGGGAUGAGAAUUUCUGUAAAAGAAAUGAUGAAUCCUGUUACUGGAGAACCCAUCCAGAUCAGAGUGGGCAUCCCUACGGCACCAGCCUUGGCAGGUGUCAUGGGGGACAAGAUGCAGCGGCACUGCUUGUUUGGCGACACUGUGCAUACAGUCUGUAGGAUGGAAAGUCACGGGCUUCCCAACAAAGCGCAUCUUAGUCCCACGGCCUACAGAGCCCUGGAAAAUCAAGGUUUUGAAAUAAUUGAGAGGGGUGAAAUUGAAGUGAAAGGGAAAGGGAAAAUGACCAUAUACUUUCUGAUCCAGAACUUGAAUGCUUCAGAGGAUGAGAUCAUGGGGAGACCUCAAACUGGCCUUGAUCCUGAGGGUAAGCAAAAAAGAUAAGCCUCCCCCUGAGGAUCCGUGCGACCAGUUUGCCCUGAACACUCUUCUCUUGCAUCCUGGAUAAGGGAGAUCCUGGGAGGUGUAAAUGAACUCUUUACAAAGAAGCAGGUAAAUACUGGAGGAACAUGCGACUUUUGGGGCAAGUCACUGCUUGUCAGCUUUGGUAUCAUUGGCCGGGCGUGGCAUCAGAGCUGUGGGUGGAAGGCAGCUGUGGGCGGAGGGCAUCAGAAUCAUCUGUGGUUGACAGUACAGGUGGCGGGGCCUCGUGCAGAGAGUGACUCAGCAGGUCCAGAGCAGGGUUUGUUCCGCUCUGGUUUGUCAGCCAUCUCCACGGGGCAGUCGUCUGAGCUGCUGGGCUCAGGAACCGUUGUCAUAGUGGAAAGAGCAUUGGCCCUUAAUCGGAAUUCCUGGGCCUGGAUCCAGGUCCUGUUAUCCAGUCACCAGCUGUGUCACUUCGGGCGCCUCAGGCCUCUUCGCUUCAUUUUUCUCAUCCUGAAAGCACAGCUUCUGACCAGCUGGCACCCGGAGGGAGUCCAGUGGAGAGACAGGAAUCCGUGGAGGCAGCUGACGGACAGUGGUCUUCAGCUCAAAGACAACACCUGUGUCUUGUGUCUGGAAAUAGGUGGUGUGGCCCAUAGUUCAGAAGGGCCAGAGCAAGCCAGGAUUAGACUGAAUGCAAUCUCCAGAGAUGUGGGUUCUUGGCCAGACUCUGCUGCUUGA
Messenger RNA from Kogia breviceps (pygmy sperm whale), 2001 nucleotides. RefSeq names its product guanylate cyclase soluble subunit beta-2-like. Gene Ontology annotation, molecular function: guanylate cyclase activity; heme binding. Lineage: Eukaryota; Metazoa; Chordata; Mammalia; Artiodactyla; Physeteridae. The record is from RefSeq and is a predicted model, not a curated record. Gene Ontology annotation, cellular component: guanylate cyclase complex, soluble. Gene Ontology annotation, biological process: cGMP biosynthetic process; response to oxygen levels.